Trypanosoma grayi is the source of this 1689-nucleotide messenger RNA. RefSeq lists its product as hypothetical. The transcript has a single exon. The record is from RefSeq and is a predicted model, not a curated record. The coding region runs from base 1 to 1689 and encodes 562 amino acids. Lineage: Eukaryota; Euglenozoa; Kinetoplastea; Trypanosomatida; Trypanosomatidae.
AUGGAGGCGGUUUUUCAGGGGAAGAUACAGCGGCUGGAGCAUCAGCUUCGGCGCUACACAUACGCCUACGACACACAGCGUGAGCUGCUGUUUGAGCUACAGGCCAAGCUGCAAGACGUGGCGAAGGCGAACCAAACGAGGUGCGCAAAGCCAAGGGAAGCGGGGGUGUCGGCUGCUCUGUACUUUCUCCGCAAAGACGAUGAGUUCUGCCGGCGCCUCUCGGAGGUGCUGCACCAGCAAGGGCCGGUUCCGCUGCGCGAAGGAGAAAGCAGCAAUAAGAACGGUAUUACUGGACCGUGGGGUGACGAAAAUAAUUGUGCGCCAUCGCCCCCCGAGGCUCUGAUGAGCAGCAACAGCACCGAUGAAGACGAUACACCACUGCACCCAAAUGCAGCAGCACCAGCAGCAAUGUCCGCGCAGCUCACCGCAUCCCUCGCUGUCGCCGCCGCCGACGCCGCAUCCCGCUUCUGCGAGGUGAUGCAGCGGUUGUGGUCGGCGUAUUUCACCCACAUGCACAAUGAGGUGCGGGACUUGCUGCAGGAACUCGACGGCGCCUUCGUCGCCUUUGAUGCGGACCCGUGUGAGGUGACACUUGCUGGUUUCCUCGAGAUGCACCAGCGGCUGCGUCCGCAGCUCAGCAGCCUCCUCGGCAUGCAGGAGGAUGACGGUUUCUCGCAGCAGGGUCGCGGCCACGACAGCGGCGUAGCUGUGCUACCGCCAGGGAAUCCACUUGAAGACGAAGUGGCGCUCGUGCAGAAUCUCUCACUGUGCAUUGCGGAGGCGACAUCGCCGCUGUUGGCUAUUGCGCUCCGAAAGAGCAGCAUCUAUAACAGUGGCGGACGGGAGGAAAGAGCUCUACCGGACAGGAAGCAACACCAUCAUUCUGGGGCUAUGAGGGGCACCUCCUCCCCCGAGUCAAGGGCACCAGCAGCGCUCGUACGCACUCCCCCCACACACGCUGUCCCUCCCAGGGCGACCGGUUCUGCGGGUGAGAAGUACAACUCGCGCGUGGCACGGAACGCACAUGGUGGAGACGAUGCCGUUCAUGGCGGCGGCGGCGAGAGCAUCAGCAGCAGGAGCCCCAGNCCUCACACUUUGCACGGCACGCUCACACGAUGCGACCCCUCCUUGGUGCACACAGAAGAUGACAGCGAGAAAAGGGACGAGUGUGGAAACGGGCUGAAGCAGCGCGUGGACACCCCACUGGUCGUCAAAAGCUGCCAGGUGCGACGGCGCCCCAACGACAGCUCGCAGAUGGAGGCGGCACUCCACCCUGGUGGAUCUCUGUCGCUGUCGAACCGAAGCGGAUCCUAUACCUGCCGCGGCUCCGUCGCCAACACCGACACUUUGACAAGAACAACGGAACAACAGCAACAACAACAAUCAGGUAAGGUGGAUGGCGAGAAUACCGAAGAUGCUGCAGUGGAGACGCUGGAUCCGUUUGUCCGCCUGCGCCAUCUUCGGCGGCAGGAGGAAAAGGUGUCGUUCCAGCUGGUAAACUCCGUGGCGCAGCGACACGACCACGGUUGUGAAGCAAAGUACUACGCUAUGAACAAGCGCCUCGCACGCAUCCGCAGCGCCAUUGUGCGCACCGAGCGGGAGGUGAAUGAGCUGCAGCACAUCGAGGCGGAGAGAAAAGCACUGCGGCAGGAAAGUGCGGCACGCCAGCGGCAGAGGGAGCAGCGCUGA